This is a messenger RNA of Pogona vitticeps (central bearded dragon), 1726 nucleotides long. RefSeq names its product DAZ associated protein 1 (gene DAZAP1). Lineage: Eukaryota; Metazoa; Chordata; Lepidosauria; Squamata; Agamidae. Gene Ontology annotation, molecular function: mRNA binding. The record is from RefSeq and is a predicted model, not a curated record. Gene Ontology annotation, cellular component: cytoplasm. Gene Ontology annotation, biological process: regulation of translation.
CAGUUGCGCAGGCGCAGUGAUCGGAGGGGGGGGCGCCCCAGAAGCGGCGGUUGGCGAGGCGCAGAGGCCGCGCGUGCGCCGGCGCAUGCGCAGCAGGGGGGAGGUCAGUCCUCCUUGCCUGUGGCCGCCGCCGCCGCCGGGGCCCUCUCGUGCGUGAGGUAAAAAAAAAAAGAGCAAGAGGCGGCCGGUGGGUCGAAGGAGGGAGAGGAGAAGGAAGGAAGCGGAGGAAGAAGGGCUGCCGGGACCGGCCUCCCCGCCCUUGAGGGAAGCGGCCCCUUUCUCCCUCGGCCGUCCUCUCACGCCGACGCCGCCUGAGGACAAGGAGGAGAAAACCCCACCACCACCCGAGGGCCCGGGCCCGGUUGGCCCCCUCACCCCCACCCCUCACCGCCACCAACUGCCGCCAUGAAUAGCGUCGGGGGCGCCGACGAGAUCGGAAAGCUGUUUGUAGGUGGCCUGGACUGGAGCACCACGCAAGAAACGCUCCGUAGCUACUUUUCCCAGUAUGGGGAAGUUGUGGACUGCGUAAUAAUGAAAGAUAAGACAACGAACCAGUCGCGAGGCUUUGGAUUUGUCAAGUUUAAAGAUCCCAACUGUGUGGGGACAGUCCUGGCCAGCAGGCCCCACACGUUAGAUGGCCGAAAUAUUGAUCCAAAGCCCUGUACUCCGCGUGGAAUGCAGCCAGAGAGAACACGACCAAAGGAGGGAUGGAAAGGAUUGCGGAGUGAUAAUAAAUCUAAUAAAAUCUUUGUUGGCGGGAUCCCUCACAACUGUGGCGAGACAGAGCUCAGGGAAUACUUCAAGAAGUUCGGCGUGGUCACUGAAGUGGUGAUGAUCUAUGAUGCAGAGAAGCAGCGGCCGCGAGGUUUUGGAUUUAUUACUUUCGAGGACGAACAAUCAGUGGACCAGGCUGUCAACAUGCAUUUUCACGACAUCAUGGGCAAAAAAGUGGAGGUGAAGCGGGCCGAGCCUCGGGAUAGCAAGAGCCAGACCCCUGGACCCACAGGUGCCAGCCAAUGGGGGAGCCGGAUCCUGCCAAGUGCUGCCAAUGGCUGGGCAGGGCAGCCUCCGCCCACCUGGCAGCAAGGCUACGGACCUCAGGGUAUGUGGGUACCAGCCGGACAAGCACUCGGUGGCUACGGGCCCCCUCCUCCAGGGCGAGGCGCUCCUCCACCACCGCCACCUUUUACCUCAUACAUCGUCUCGACACCUCCAGGAGGAUUCCCACCACCGCAGGGCUUCCCCCAGGGAUACGGCACUCCUCCACCCUUCGGUUUUGGAUAUGGCGCGCCGCCACCUCCACCAGACCAGUUCGCCCCUCCCGGCGUCCCUCCUCCGCCUGCCACCCCAGGGGCAGCACCACUCGCCUUUCCGCCUCCACCACCGCCAUCUCAGCCCACUCAGGACAUGAGCAAGCCACCGACGGCCCAGCCAGAUUUCCCCUAUACUCAGUUUGGAUACGGGCAAGACUUGAGUGGAUUUGGACAAGGCUUCGCCGACCCCAGCCAACAGCCCCCCUCCUAUGGAGGCCCUUCCGUGCCCCCUUCCAGUGGGCCGCCCGCCGGGGGCAGUGGUUUUGGCCGGGGGCAGAACCAUAACGUUCAAGGUUUCCACCCCUACCGGCGCUAGCGGGGCGCCUGAAAACCAGGGCGUUGCGCCCAGAGGAGAACCCUCUGGUAUCCUUUGAAACCCAAGAAUCCAAGACUUAACGAACUUGUGACAAUCA